CCGCUGCAGAGGGAUCAGCAGCAGCCGCAGUGGCCGGGAGAGAGACAGCCAGCAGCUGGGACAGCUGAGAGGGAACAGCAGGCAGACGCGCACAGGAGGCAGCAGGCAUGCAUGGGUAGCUGGGCAGCCCGGGCGGAAAUGGAGGAUGACUUUGUAGUGGCGCUGCCAAAACAGGCCGCAGCGGCUGCCGCCAAAAGCGAGAGCGCGCCGGCGGCCGGCCGGCCGGCCAAGGCCGCGCCAGACCCAGCUCGCAACGCCGGGAACAGUGCACCCGCCGGCAAUGCUGCGCAGAUGCCUCCACGGGUGGAGCCCAAUGCAUCUGCGAGCGCAAGAGCGCUGCCUGCGUCCAUGGCGGGACCAAGUGCAUCAGUGGGGGGCCAGCCGAAGGCCGGGGAGGGCCCUGUGACGAGGGCAGUGCUGAAGAUCGGCCCCGGCAGCUGCCUGGAAGUCAGCAUAUCCAACCAUGCGGGGCUCGUGGCCGCACUGAAGCAGGUGGGCGAGGGUGCGUUUAGUCACAAUGCGGGCGGCCAGAGCGUGUGGCGUUUCCCCCUGCCCAAGCGGCCGGCCGUGGCCAAGGCGCUGGAGGCCGCGCGCGGAGUGCGCUGCAGCGUUGAAGACCUCCACCCCGUCCCCAGAGCAUUUCUGGAGGCCGCGAGCGCGCUGCCGGACGAGAGCGCCUGUUACGGGCGCAUCCCUGCCAAGCUGGAGGGCCGUCUGAUGGCGUUCCAGAGAGACGGCGUCCGAUUCGCGCUGCGCCACGGCGGCCGCGCCCUCAUCGGGGAUGAGAUGGGCCUCGGCAAAACCGUGCAGGCUCUGGCGCUGAUGGCGGCAUUCAGGGACGAGUGGCCCUGCCUCAUCAUCGUGCCAUCCUCCCUCAGAGAACAAUGGGUAGAUGCGUUGGUGGAGUGGUUGGGAAUAACAGAGGAGCAGGUGCACGUGACAAAUACGCGCAAGGACACCGAUCUCACCGGGCGCAAGUAUCAGUGCCUCAUUGCCUCCUACAACUUCCUGGGCAACCUCGAGGCAAACGACCGCGACCUGGACUUCCGCGUAGUCAUCAUGGACGAGGCGCAUUACAUCAAGAACAAAAAGUCGGGGCGCUCUCAGGACGCGAAGCCAUUCGUGCAGAAGGCUAAGCGAGCCAUUUUGCUGUCCGGCACACCGGCCAGCGCACGCCCCAGAGAGCUCUUCCCGCUGAUAGACUGCCUGCUGCCGGCGUCCAAGGUGAGCUUCACCAAGUUUGGGGAGCGCUACUGCCUCACCCAGAACCACUUCCCCCGAGGCCAGUCCUUCUACAGCAACAAAUACGACGGUGCGACAGAGACAGAAGAGCUGUAUCAUGUGCUGACAUCCUGCAUCAUGAUCCGGCGGCUGAAAAAAGACGUCCUCUCGCAGCUGCCUCCCAAACGCCGCACCCAGGUGUUCCUGCAGCUGGACGCGGAAGCCAAGAAGCAGCUGGAAGCCAUGCAGAAGGAGAUCGGCGCAGUAAAGGCGGCGGUAGCUGCCGCGAAGACGGACGCCAGCCUGGACUCAUUUGGCGGCGGCACCGUCAAACGCACCAUCCUGGACCUCUACUACCGCAACGCCAAGCUCAAGGUGAAGGCGGUUCAGGAGUACCUCAAGGAGCUGCUGGAGACGACUGACCAGAAGCUGCUGGUCUUUGCGCACCACAAAGACAUGCUGGAUGGCAUCGAGUUCAUCAUGAACAAGACAAAGCAGCGGUACAUGCGGAUUGACGGCAGUGUGAAGACGAGUGCACGCGCGGAUCUGGUCAACGAUUUCCAGAACAAUCGCGACAUCCGCGCAGCAGUGCUCUCCAUCCAGGCCGCCGGCACCGGCCUCACGCUCACGGGGGCAUCGGUUGUUGUAUUUGCGGAGUACACUUGGACGCCGGGGGACCUCGUUCAGGCGGAGGAUCGCGCGCACCGCAUCGGGCAGGCCACGAGCGUCAACAUCUACAUGCUGCAUGCGCGCGGGUCCGUCGAUGACGUCAUCUGGGCCAAGCUGCAGUCCAAGCUCGAGCACGUCGGCCAGGCGCGGCCCCUUUAG
Messenger RNA from Coccomyxa subellipsoidea C-169, 2049 nucleotides. RefSeq names its product P-loop containing nucleoside triphosphate hydrolase protein. Gene Ontology annotation, cellular component: nuclear replication fork. Gene Ontology annotation, molecular function: ATP-dependent chromatin remodeler activity; ATP binding. Bases 112 to 2049 code for a protein of 645 amino acids. NCBI's taxonomy places the organism in Eukaryota, Viridiplantae, Chlorophyta, Trebouxiophyceae, Coccomyxaceae. Gene Ontology annotation, biological process: DNA repair; replication fork processing. The transcript has 13 exons. The record is from RefSeq and is a predicted model, not a curated record.